Messenger RNA from Oncorhynchus gorbuscha (pink salmon), 3307 nucleotides. Its product is annotated as zinc finger protein 653-like. Lineage: Eukaryota; Metazoa; Chordata; Actinopteri; Salmoniformes; Salmonidae. The record is from RefSeq and is a predicted model, not a curated record. Gene Ontology annotation, biological process: regulation of transcription by RNA polymerase II. Gene Ontology annotation, cellular component: nucleus. Gene Ontology annotation, molecular function: transcription coregulator activity. The coding region runs from base 358 to 2337 and encodes 659 amino acids. The transcript has 10 exons.
GGGCUCAGGUUGGACAUGGAUUAUUGUAAUGAUCCUGGAAGGCUCUGAAUUUGAACCUGAGUGAAAAAUGAGACUUUGAGCCCCAAUUCAGAGGCGGUCUCCGACCACCAAGGCACUGCAUUUUGAAAUCCUUCGUUUUUCCAUUGUGUUGGUUAAAUAUCCUAAAGACAAGGGUCAAAAUAUCAGCCAUAUCUUUCUUUAGCUAUCUAUCUACAUGUAUGAACUUGGUUUAUCGUUGAUAAAACGUUCUGCUCAAUGCAUGAUGUGCAAGGAACAUUUUCGUUUCCCGCCAAGUGGUGUCACUUCCUGUAAGACAACUUCCGCUAGGAAUGACAACAACAGACAGCUGUUGUCAAGAUGGCGGAUGGCUAUGGAGGAGAGGAGGGUCCCCUGGACGCUGAAGAAGCCGGGGAUCAAAUUAAAUCAAUUUCGAGGCGUUGUAGAGGCCGUCCCAGGCUCACGGAUUCUGACCGAGCACAAAGACGCCUCGAGUCCCGCAAGAAGUAUGAUGUUAGGCGAGUUUAUCUUGGAGAAUCUCACAAGGUUUGGAGUGAGCUUCGCCGGCGAACGAGUUUGAGUGACGCUGGACUUGCCGAGUACCUAAUCCUGCUCAACUCCACGUACGGGGAGAUAUACCGGCAAAAAUACGGAGGGAAGACAACCCCAGAAGUAUGUACAAAACUGAAAAUAGGGAAAAAUGAGAGAGUGUCUAGCCUAUGUAGCAUGGUGACCUGGUACCAGGAUCACUCCCAAACCUGUCCACAUGAACCGCAGCUCAGAGCUCUGGAACCCCAACCUGGAUUCUCCACCUCUGCUAUCUGGCAGUGUGAUGCUGACCAUUCAUUUGUGCAGCACCUCUCCUCGCCACCAAGAGGGGUCAGUGAGCUUGAGAUGGAGACAGAGAUGGAGGAGGAAGUUGACAGGGACACAAGGACAGAGGAAACUGGAGGAAUCAUGACCAGGAGGAGGAGAAGAGAGACAGAUGCCCACAGACAGCUCACUGAUGCAGGAGGGGAUUUGGAAGUGGCCGGAGCCCCGGUGACUAUGGAUCAGGUGGAGCAGGCCACGGCUCUCAGCCAGCUCCCAGGGAUGGAGGCCCCAUCCAGGGACACUCCACUGAUGGAGCAUCUCUCUGAGAAUCAGUCUGUCUGGGAGAUGGAGGUGGUGAUGGAGGCAGGCAGACAGCAAGCCCAGGAAUCUGACGAGGAGGAGACAGGUUACAAUGCUGUAGGGGAGGACAUCAACCCAGAGGAGGAGGCGGAGGACCUGAGAAGAGACAGGGGAGAUGAAGGAGUGGGUACAUCACAAGAUGGCUACGAGUGUGUUGUAGUGACUGCAUCCUUAACUGACAGACUGGACAAAGCCGAUGAGGAGGACACCACACAGACAUUGGGUGACACAGUUGGUGUAGACACUCAGACCAACCUCCAUCCAGUCCCAGCCUCUAUGCAGGUACCUGGGCAAGGGGAGCUAUUUGAUUCUCAGACACUACAGACUGUGGGGACCACCUGUGAGAUACCAGACCAGCGAGGAACUCUGGACGGUUCUCAGCUGAUCAUCAUCACUGGCCCCAGCUAUGAGGCUUUGGCAUCCGAGGGCAUCCAGCUCAACAUGGGGGGCGGAGACGUGGAGGAGGUCACCUGCACUGUCAUAGAGGGCGUGGCUUACAACCAAAUGUGCCAGUCAGUGGCAGACUUUAAGACAACAGAGGAAGACUCCAUCACAGAUAUUUUUCUCUCAGGCCUCAAUGACAAGGAGCUGCUCCAGCCCCGUAUUGAGUCUCAUGGCUUGGAGCCGACCUGUGAGAGGGAGCUACAGAGGGGCCUAAGCAGAUGUAGAAGGAGCAGACGAGGUCCUGUCAUCGAGGCAGACGGAAUGCUCAAGAUGUUCCACUGUCCGUAUGAAGGCUGUAGUCAAGUCUAUGUAGCCAUCAGCAGCUUUCAGAACCAUGUGAAUCUGGUUCACAGGAAGGGGAGGACCAAGGUGUGCCCCCACCCCGGCUGUGGCAAGAAGUUCUAUCUGUCAAACCACCUGCAUCGCCACAUGAUCAUCCACUCAGGAGUCCGAGACUUCAUCUGUGAAACGUGUGGGAAAUCGUUCAAAAGGAAGAAUCACUUGGAGGUUCACCGGCGCACACACACAGGAGAGACGCCCCUUCAGUGUGAGAUCUGUGGGUACCAGUGUCGCCAGCGAGCGUCUCUCAAUUGGCACAUGAAGAAACACACCCCCGAGGCCCACUACAACUUCACCUGCGAACACUGUGGCAAGAGGUUUGAAAAGCUUGACAGUGUUAAGUUUCACAAGUUAAAAAGCCACCCAGACAAACAGGCAACAUAAGGCUCAGUGCUGCUGGAAUGUGCACUAAAUAUCAACUGGUCAGAGUCAGACCAGAAAGGGACUGAAUCUGUCGACACAAAGAAGAAGAGUGCCCAUAGACGGCGGGUAUGCCUUUUUGGGGAAAGAGCAGCUCUUUUGAAUUAACACUCUAAGGACAUUGCUUAGACUUGCUCACUAUAAUGGACUUUAGACCCUGCUCUCAAAGCUGUGCUGGACACAGCCUUUUUAGAGCUAACAGAGACAGCCUAGCUGUUGAUAUAGUACAUUUCUGCACAGUUGUUUACAUAAUGUGCUGUAUGCCUCUAAACCAUACUGUCUAUACCAUAUUAUUAACAUAUCCAUAGAUUCUUUCUUUUUUAUUCACUUUUAUACACUUGUCAUCCACAAUUGUAAUGUACUUGUUGGAAAAAAGUAUGUUAUUUUUGUUAAUGCUUGUGUUCUCAUGUCAAUACAUGUACAUGAACUGAUGCCUGCUGGUAAAAUGCCAAAACUAACAACUUACAUAUUCACGGGGAAAUUAUAAUUACAUCUUGAGUAGUAAUUGUAACAAUGUGCAUAUGGAUGUAAAGGACAUGUCAAUGGAUUCAGAAAGCAGAGUUGUGUUGUCACACAAGUGGGCUGCCUACAUUGAAAUAGAGAAUUGGUCAUUUUUGUCGUUGACCUGACCAAGGAGUAGUCUUUUUGUGUGAAAGUCUUGCAUCAUCUUUCAGGUCUGGCUGUUGUGCUAUGUGUCUAUGAACAGGGUGAUGUUGUCUUGUGGUUCUAAAAUGGCAAAUGUAGUUUUUGAAAACCUUUUUUUGUAAAGUUCCAAAGCAGAAUCGCUAAUUUAUAGUUAUGUUCUUUUCCUGUUUUCUGUAUCACUGAAAUUAUCAAUGUAAAAUAUGUGAAUAUGACCUAAAUAGAUUCUGUACAUAUUUCUGGAAGAUACAUUUGUUUGAGACAAAUGUAAAAUAAAAAAAGGAGUACUGUA